Molecule: messenger RNA, 1446 nt
Organism: Bacillus rossius redtenbacheri
Lineage: Eukaryota; Metazoa; Arthropoda; Insecta; Phasmatodea; Bacillidae
Exons: 2
Coding region: 277-1278 (333 amino acids)
Source: RefSeq, a predicted model, not a curated record
GACGGCCAUUCCAUCCAUUGCUUUCAGUUCAUGUAGGAUUUUUCUUUUACUUUAUAUAUAUUAUGAUCAAAGCUCCUGCAAGCAUGAGCGGAUUAAACAUGGCGAGAAUGCGUGCCCAGGAAAGAAGGCAGAACAAACUCCCGCCAGUCGGAGCAGGAAGGGAGGGAGCGGCGGGUGUUAUGAAAGCGAGCAGUUGCCGAACAAGGCGUAUAAAACCAGCGGGACCGCAGCGAGACAGCAGUCAUCCUCGACUCUCCACACACACUCGGCGCAACCAUGAGACUGCUUCUGGCAUGCACCAUCUUGCUGGUUGCCAUAGCCACAGUCCAGGCCGCAACCACUGAAGAAAAGAAGCAUGAGAAGCGAGGGCUACUGAGUAGCUACGGGAGUGGCUAUGGAAGCAGCUAUGGUGGCGGCUACGGGGGCGGCUAUGGUGGUGGCUACGGAGGCGGCUACGGAGGCGGCUACGGAGGCGGCUACGGAGGCGGCUACGGAGGCGGCUACGGAGGCGGCUAUGGUGGCGGCUACGGCCUGGGCGGUGGUCUUGGAUACGGCUCUGGCAUCGGUUCCGGCAUUGGGUUUGGCUCAGGUGCCGGCCUUGGUAUCGGCUCUGGUAUCGGAGUGGCGGUGUCAGCUCCGGCAGUGAGGACCGUGACUCAAGCAGUAGCGGUUCCAGUGGCCCAGCCCGUACCUGUGACCAUCAACAGGCCCGUGCCCGUACCUGUAGCACAGCCCAUCCCAGUGUCGGUACCCAGGCCCUACCCCGUCAGUGUCCCUCAUCCCGUACCUGUCUCUGUGCCCAGGCCGUACCCUGUGAGUGUGCCCAGGCCAGUAGCUGUGCCUGUGCCUCAGGCCGUGCCUGUGCCAGUCCCUCAGCCCUACCCCGUCAGCGUGCCUCAGCCGGUCCCUGUGCAAGUGCCUCAGCCCGUGGCUGUGCCAGUGCCUCAGCCCGUCACCGUCACUAGGCCAGUGUUCAUCUCCUCCGGCCAAGGAGGCGGCUUCGGCGGCGCCGGGGGCUUUGGCUACGCUAACGGGAUUGGAGGCGGCAUCGGCGGCGGCUACGGAGGCGGCAUCGGCGGAGGCUACGGAGGUGGCUACGGAGGCGGCUACGGAGGAGGCAUCGAUGGCGGCUACGGUUCUGAACACGGAGGCAGCAGCUUGGGAGCUAUCGGCUACGGCUCAGGACUCAGCUAUGGAUCCGGGUCUAGCCACGGCUUCAGUUCCGGCUACAGCUCUGGAUAUGGUUAUGGCCAUGGAUUAGGAUACAGCAAGCACUGAUGAAAAAUACCGCACAUAAGACUGUGUUCGCCUAGUCAGCUGCGAAAUGAAUCGUCUUUUUUUAUACUUGAUCACCCACCAAAGACACCAAGAUGUCGAUUUUUACUUGUUAUUUUUGCGAUGGAAAAAUUAUUUGUUUUCAAGAUAUUAAACAUAUUUUGGCCUCAA